Messenger RNA from Erythranthe guttata (spotted monkey flower), 2516 nucleotides. Its product is annotated as delta-1-pyrroline-5-carboxylate synthase. Lineage: Eukaryota; Viridiplantae; Streptophyta; Magnoliopsida; Lamiales; Phrymaceae. The record is from RefSeq and is a predicted model, not a curated record. Gene Ontology annotation, cellular component: cytoplasm. Gene Ontology annotation, molecular function: glutamate-5-semialdehyde dehydrogenase (NADP+) activity; ATP binding; glutamate 5-kinase activity.
UGAAUUCUGAUUAGUUAUUCCGAGCUUUCAUCUCUUUAUAUAGUACACACCCAUUCCUCUGUUAUUUUUUUCUUUUCUUUCACAAAAAAGAAAAUAACUCAGAUUAUUGCAUCACACUCUUACAAAAUUAAUGUAAUAUGGAUCCCACCAGAGAUUUUGUCAAGAAUAUCAAGCGUGUUGUUUUCAAGGUCGGAACUGCCGUCGUAACACGAAACGAUGGAAGAUUGGCAAUUGGCAGAGUUGGAGCUAUUUUUGAACAGCUCGAAGAAUUGAACUCUCAAGGCUACGAAAUAAUAUUAGUGACUUCGGGUGCUGUUGGAGCUGGUUGCCAAAGGCUCAAGUACAGGAGAUUAUUGAACAGCAGUUUCGCGGACUUACAAAAGCCGCAGGUCGAAAUAGACGGAAAGGCGUGUGCGGCAGUUGGACAAAACGGUCUUAUGGCAGUAUAUGAUUCUUUAUUCAACCAGUUGAACAUUACGUCGUCCCAACUUCUAGUUACGGACAAUGAUUUCAAGAAUCCGGAAUUCAGAACCCAACUUUCUCGAACGGUGAAUUCUUUGUUAGCUCUAAGAAGCAUCCCGAUAUUCAACGAAAACGAUGCAAUCAGUACCAGAAAAGCUCCAUACGAGGAUUCAACAGGUAUCUUUUGGGACAACGAUAGUUUGGCGGCUCUAUUAGCAAUUGAACUGAAAGCCGACCUUUUGGUAUUGUUGAGUGACGUGGAGGGUCUUUACAGUGGGCCCCCGAGCGAUCCGAAUUCGAAGCUGAUAUAUACAUACGUCAAACAAAAACAUCAAGGUGUAAUAACAUUCGGAGAUAAAUCAAGAGUCGGAAGAGGCGGAAUGACUGCUAAAGUCAAAGCUGCAGUCAGCGCUGCUGAUGCUGGCACGCCAGUUGUCAUUGCCAGUGGUUAUGUGUCAGAGAACAUUGCGAAGGUUCUAGAAGGACAAAGAGUGGGUACGCUGUUUCACAGAGACGCUCAUUCGUGGGUUACGCUUAACGAAUUAAGUGCGCGUGAGAUGGGAGUUGCAGCGAGAGAGUGUUCGACUAAAUUACAGAGUGUUUCUUCUGAAGAGAGGAGUAAGAUUUUGUGCGACAUUGCAGAAGCAUUGGAGGAGAACGAAACUGUAAUUAAAGUCGAGAAUGAUGCUGAUGUGGCAGCUGCACGCGAGGCUGGUUACGACGAGUCGCUAAUUUCCCGAUUAGUAUUGAACCAUGCAAAGAUUUCCACUCUGGCAAAGUCUAUUAGGAAAAUUGCAGACAUGGAAGAACCGAUCGGUCAGAUAUUGAAGAAAACCGAGCUGGCAGAAGGGCUUAUAUUAGAAAAGACUACAUGUCCUUUGGGUGUUCUAUUGAUUAUUUUCGAGUCUCGACCGGAUGCGCUAGUUCAGAUUGCGUCACUAGCAAUUCGAAGUGGGAACGGUUUGUUGCUAAAAGGAGGCAAAGAAGCUAGGUGCACUAAUGCAAUUCUUCACAAGGUAAUUACUGCAGCAAUUCCUGAAACAGUCGGCGAAAAACUUAUCGGACUAGUGACUUCAAAAGAGGAUAUUCCAGAUUUGCUCAAGCUUGACGACGUAAUAGAUCUUGUGAUCCCAAGAGGAAGCAACAGGCUCGUUUCGCAGAUAAAGUCUUCCACCAAAAUUCCGGUUGUUGGUCAUUCUGAUGGAAUCUGCCAUGUUUACAUUGAUAAAUCAGCAAAUAUCGACAUGGCAAAGAGCAUUAUUGUCGAUUCGAAGCUCGACUAUCCUGCUGCAUGUAACGCCAUGGAGACGCUUCUUGUUCACCAGGAAUUGUCAAGUUCCGGAAGUUUCCAGGAGCUUCUAGAUGAACUGAGUCAAGGAGGUGUUACACUGUACGGGGGACCGCGCGCAAGUUCAAUUCUGAAUAUUUCGGAAGCUAAAUCAUUUCAUCACGAGUACAAUUCAAGGGCUUGCACUGUCGAAAUUGUGGAUGACGUCAAAUCUGCCGUUGAUCACAUACGUAGACACGGAAGUGGCCACACUGAAUGCAUUGUCGCGGAAGACGUAGAAACUGCUGAGUAUUUCUUACAUCAAGUUGACAGUGCUGCAGUUUUUCACAAUGCAAGCACUAGAUUCUGUGACGGAAUGCGAUUCGGCCUUGGGGCAGAGGUUGGAAUAAGCACGAGCAAGAUACAUGCUCGAGGCCCCGUUGGAGUCGAAGGACUACUAACAACAAAAUGGAUUCUGAGAGGCAAUGGGCAUAUCGUGAAGGGAGACGAAGGAGUCGAUUAUACACACAAUAACUUAGUCGUUCUCACCGAGCAAUAGGUCUAGUUUUCAUUCAACAUUUAAUUUUUCUGUUUUUCUAUGUGGACCGUGCAUUUGUUGCAGUGACAAGUCGAACAGUGCAUUAGUUAACUACCUCCAAAUUAUUGACUUGUUUACGGACUCCGCAUUUUCCAAGGAAAUCCGUUAUUUUAAUGCAAAUUAGUCAUUAAGCACACUGGUAAUUAAUUUUCUUUAUCAUAAUAAAACAAAUAGUACACAUAUGCUAUU